CGAGCACCUUAUACGUACGGACGUGCGUUGCGCUGAUGCUUAAACGGCGAUUGGGCGAACAGGCGACGAGCAACGAUGGCAAGGUUCUGCCAAGAGUCCUCCCCAGUGAGAACGCCAGCAUUCGGAGCAACGAAAUUAUCCGCGACAGAGAUGAUUACUACUUGGGCCAGAGUGGUUACUUACGCGACAGCAAUUCGAUGCUGACUUACCCAACCAUCGAGUCGAGCAAAUCGUCACCAGACUCAUCGUGGAACGGAGGACACCGGAGAAGCAAAAGGGGAGUGACGCAUUUGUACAACAUGAUCGUUUGCACUACUGGCUGCAAUCCCUUGGCGUACAAAGGAUACGGUUGUUAUUGUGGCUUUUUGGGCUCCGGUUACCCAAUGGACGGCAUAGAUAGGUCUGUUCUCCGAUCGAUUCUUCAUCGCGCCAUCGAAAAACUAUUGAUUGCCGCUUUUCCCUCGCUUUCUGUUCGAAGGUGUUGCAAAAUGCACGACUGGUGCUACAACGUGGCCGAGUGUCCGAUGUUCGUCGAGUACUUCGUUCCCUAUCAUUGGAAAUGCUAUCGCGGUUACAAGCCUAUAUGUGCAAUCGAGCACGGCGAGUGGGGAGGUUCAGGCUCGUGCGCUCAGAGGCUUUGCGAAUGCGAUCGAGCUUUCGCGGAAUGCCUGCGCAGGUAUCGAUGCCCAAGGCACAAAGCAGUUUGCACGUCAUCGCCCUGGCGACUCAUACAGAAUCUCUUUAUGAUUGUAUAA
Molecule: messenger RNA, 755 nt
Organism: Phymastichus coffea
Lineage: Eukaryota; Metazoa; Arthropoda; Insecta; Hymenoptera; Eulophidae
Product: group 10 secretory phospholipase A2
Exons: 4
Coding region: 36-755 (239 amino acids)
Biological process (GO): phospholipid metabolic process; arachidonate secretion; lipid catabolic process
Molecular function (GO): calcium ion binding; A2-type glycerophospholipase activity
Source: RefSeq, a predicted model, not a curated record